Lodderomyces pseudojiufengensis is the source of this 1368-nucleotide messenger RNA. RefSeq names its product mRNA guanylyltransferase (gene CGT1). The transcript has a single exon. The coding region runs from base 1 to 1368 and encodes 455 amino acids. Lineage: Eukaryota; Fungi; Ascomycota; Pichiomycetes; Serinales; Debaryomycetaceae. Gene Ontology annotation, molecular function: mRNA guanylyltransferase activity; ATP binding. Gene Ontology annotation, cellular component: mRNA capping enzyme complex. Gene Ontology annotation, biological process: 7-methylguanosine mRNA capping. The record is from RefSeq and is a predicted model, not a curated record.
AUGAUCCAAUUGGAAGAACGUGACAUACCAAUAAUACCUGGUACGAAGUUAGAUGAGAACGAAACAAGGGAGUUGCGUCUCAUGGUUGCUGAAUUAUUAGGUAGAAGAAGUGUCACAUUUCCAGGAUCACAACCAAUAUCAUUUGAAAGAAAACAUCUAGAAGAAACUUUAAUGCAAAGAGAUUAUUUUGUUUGUGAAAAAUCAGACGGGCUAAGAUGUCUAUUGUUCAUAAUAAAUGAUCCAGAUAAAGGUGAAGGUGUAUUUUUAAUUACUCGUGAGAAUGAUUUUUAUUAUAUCCCAAACAUUCAUUUUCCCUUGACAACAUCAUCAAGUCCGACCUAUCAUCAUGGGACAUUACUCGACGGUGAAUUAGUACUUGAAAAUAAGAAUGUAAGUGAAGCUGUGCUUCGAUAUUGUUUGUUCGAUGCUUUAGUAAUAAAUGGUAAAUGUAUAACAGAUAGAGUUCUACCUAAAAGGUUGGGAUAUAUAACUGAAAAUGUGAUGAAACCAUUCGAUCAAUUCAAAAAAAUGAACCCAAAUGUUGUUAACUCACCCAAUUUUCCAUUCAAAGUUGGAUUCAAAACUAUGGUAUUUGCUCAAGAUUCAGGAAAAGUUUUGAAAAAAAUGGAUCAAUUAUUUCAUUCUUCUGAUGGAUUGAUUUAUACUUGUGCUGAAACACCAUAUGUAUUUGGAACAGAUCAAACUUUACUCAAAUGGAAACCUGCAAAUGAAAAUACAAUUGAUUUCCAACUUGAAUUUAAUUUCAAUAAAUUUAAAGACCCUGAUAUGGAUCCCAGAGAUCCAAGCUCGUCAUAUUUGGAUUAUGACUCAAAACCGGAUUCUAUAAAAUUGAGGGUAUGGCAAGGUUCAAACGUUCAUACAGAUUUCUCACAACUUGAUUUAUUAGAUUCAGAUUGGGAAAGAUUAAAGGAAUUGGGGGAACCUCUACAAGGUAGGAUUGCUGAAUGUAGACAAUCUACAACGAAAAAAGGCUAUUGGGAGAUGUUGAGAUUUAGAAAUGAUAAAAGUAAUGGUAAUCAUAUUAGUGUUGUUGAGAAGAUUUUAUUGUCCAUCAAGGACGGAGUCACAGAAGAAGAGUUGGUUGAAAAGUGUCCCGAAAUUGGGAAAGCAUGGAAACGAAGAGAAAUGGAGAGAAGAAAUAAGCACUCUCAUAAUGGAGAGCACGCAGAUGAACCACUGGCUAAACGAGCAAAAGCGGGACACCUGUCUCCAAAACCACCACAACCACAACAACAACAUCGACAACUGCAACAACAAGAACACCAAGAACAUCAGCGACAGCCUCAGCCACAUGGGAGAGAACAACUUGAUGAAAUACCAACUUACGAAGAUAGCGAUGAUGAUUGA